AUGUCAUCGAGCUUUGGAGAGAACGUCGAUCCAUGCGCCGCGGUACGAGCUAUCCUUGGUAGCUACCCAUUUUCGGUUGGGCUGCUAAGAGAGUUAUUACAAAAUUCAGAUGAUGCUCGUGCAUCAAAACAGAUAUUCGUCCUAGAUCAUCGUACCCACGCGACCGACCACAUUCAUCACCCAAGACUAAAACCGACGCAAGGACCAGCCUUGCUCGCCUUUAAUGACGCGAUGUUUCAGGAGGAGGAUUGGGAAGCAUUGCAGAACAUCCACAGAUCUUCGAAGAAAAUGGAUACGUCCAAGAUCGGAAAGUAUGGGAUUGGCUUCCGUUCCGUCUACCACAUCACGGAUUACCCUCAAAUCAUGUCUGGCCCAUACCUCGCCAUUUUAGAUCCCCAGCACAACUUUGCCCGUUCGGGGGGCGUCAAGAUCGAACUUUCCGCAAACCCUUCAACGUACCAAGGUCAUCUAACGACCUUUGACUCACUUUUACCUAGCGAUUGGCAAGGAAAGGAGUUCACUGGCUCCGUCGUCCGCCUUCCCUUACGCAACAGGGAGAGCGAGAUCAGCAACAAGGUCGUCGGGAGUCACGAAAUAUCCCAACUCUUGCAUGACUUCAUCAAA
This is a messenger RNA of Laccaria bicolor S238N-H82, 624 nucleotides long. RefSeq lists its product as uncharacterized. The transcript is spliced from 4 exons. Lineage: Eukaryota; Fungi; Basidiomycota; Agaricomycetes; Agaricales; Hydnangiaceae. The record is from RefSeq and is a predicted model, not a curated record. Gene Ontology annotation, molecular function: Hsp70 protein binding. The annotation marks the transcript as partial.